GGUACCUUUACCUAGGUAGGCAUCCCUACCUACGGUACGCGAGCAGCCUUGCAGUGCCACUAGUCUUUUUGCGCAUACUUUAGUUCAGAGCAACCAUUUUUGCUAAACGCUGCGCACGCACGCCCUUUGGUUGAUGGACCGCGCGGGGCGCCGGCGGCCACCGCGGCGCGGACGACUCGCGGCGGCCCUUUUUGCAGCGCUCCGCGCGAGGCCCGCCGUUUCCCUGCGGCCGCCGCGCCGACCGGCGCCGCGACCGACGGCGCCGCGCUUCGAGCUCGGCCACGUGACCGCCGAGGGUCUCGCGUCGGCGUUCCUCGGCGGCACGGUCGGUGCCGUCGGCUCGGUCGUCGCGAUCGAGGCCAAGCGCGUCAAAGUUAAGAAAAGCAAGCAGUGUCCCUACUGCGACGGAACGGGCGCUAUCGCCUGCGCGGCGUGCCUCGGCACCGGCUUGACGGACGGCGAGCCGUGCCGGCUCUGCGGCGGGCGGACCGUGCACACGUGCGAAAAUUGCAAGGGCCGCGGCCGCUUCAUCCCGACGAUGCUCGACGCGCGAGUCUCGCGCGAUCCCGAGACGGAGCUCGAGGAGAUCGGGCUCCAGUAAGGAGAGAGAAAGAAAACCCUCCAGUGCAAAUUACCCUCAGGUAUAGGAUUACAGCGGUGGUUCGAGCGGUGAUCCUCAAAUGCAAACUAUCCAGCUAGGUAGUAGUUUCAGGCGGGC
Pelagomonas calceolata is the source of this 718-nucleotide messenger RNA. The record is from the annotation of a GenBank genome assembly. NCBI's taxonomy places the organism in Eukaryota, Pelagophyceae, Pelagomonadales, Pelagomonadaceae.